AUGUCUGUUGUACUGGAAACAACAUUAGGUGAUAUAACAAUUGAUUUAUAUUAUGAAGAACGACCAACAGCAUGUAAAAAUUUUCUAUAUUUAUGUCUACAAAAAUAUUAUAACUUUUGUUUAUUUCAUUCAAUUCAAACAAAUUUUAUUGCACAAACUGGUGACCCAACUGGAACAGGCCGAGGUGGAGAAUCAGUUUUCAGAGAAUUAUAUGGUGAUCAAGCAAAUUAUUUUGAUAUGGAAAAAAAACCAUUAAUUAAACAUCGAAAACGUGGAACUAUAUCAAUGGUUAAUAAUACAAAUAAUCAACAUGGUUCACAAUUCUAUAUAACUUUAGUACCAAAUCUUGAUUCAUUAGAUGGUAUUCAUACUGUUUUUGGUGAAGUAGUUGAUGGUUGGGAUGUAUUAGAUAAAAUUAAUAUAGCUGUUGUUGAUCAUGAAUUUCGACCAUAUCAUGAUAUACGUAUUAUACAUACAGUUGUACUAUCGAAUCCAUUUGAUAUUCCAUCAGUAUUACGUAUUCCUGAACGUUCACCAUCACCAACUAUUGAACGUGUUAAAUCAUCGAGAAUUGCAUUUGAUGAAUUAUUUGAUGAAGAUCGAAUACAAGGAAAAACAGAUGAAGAAAUUAAAGAUUAUAUUGAAGAAAAAGAAGCACAAGCAAGAGCACAAAUUCUUGAACUUAUUGGAGAUUUACCAGAGGCUGAUAUGAAACCACCAGAAAAUGUUUUAUUCGUAUGUAAAUUAAAUCAAGUAACAACUGACGAAGAUUUAGAAACAAUAUUUAGUCGAUUUGGUGAAAUUAUUAGUUGCGAAAUUGUACGAGAUAAAAAGACUGGUGAUUCACUUUGUUAUGCUUUUAUUGAAUAUGACAAUAAUGAAGAUGCUGAACAAGCUUAUUUUAAAAUGGAUAAUGUACUUAUUGAUGAUCGACGAAUACAUGUAGAUUUUAGUCAAAGUGUAGCAAAAGAAAAAUGGAAAUAUGAUCAGAAACAAAGAAAACUUAAAGCGCAAAAAGCUCAACCACAACGUCCACCAUCACCUUCAGCAAAACCACCAAAAGUGGAAGAAAAACGUCGCCAUAAUCAUAAUGAUGACCGUCAUGAUCGUGAUCGGUACCGUGAUGAUCGUGGCCGUGACCAUCAUGGCCGUGAUCACCGUGAUUAUGAUCGCGAACGUGAUCGUAAAUACGAUCGCAACCGUGAUAGUGAUCGUGAUCGUGGCCAUGAUCGUGGUCGUGAUCGUAAAUACGAUCGCAGCCGUGAUAAUAAUCGUGGUCAUGAUCAUCGUCAUCGUCGAGAUCGAUCCCGAUCUUGA
Adineta steineri is the source of this 1317-nucleotide messenger RNA. Lineage: Eukaryota; Metazoa; Rotifera; Eurotatoria; Adinetida; Adinetidae. The record is from the annotation of a GenBank genome assembly.